UAAAAAAAAUAAAAAAUAAAAUAAAAACAAACAAAUGAAGAUCAGAUGAGGAAUGGACGUUAGAGAUAAAUUGCAAGAAAAAAACACAGAGAGAAAGAUAAAGAGAUAGGAUUUAAAUUAUAUGCCCAUUUUCCUUCUCAUGGCUGAUAUUACAAAACUUCUAAACUCCUCCUUCCUUCUCAAAUCCUCUCUGUCUUUCUUGGAAUUAGCGAUGUUCUUUAAUUUGGGCUCUUGUUUUUCUUUGGUUUCUCGUCUAUAGUUGUUGCUGGGAAGACAUUUUUUUUUGUUCUUGAAAGAACGAGAGAUAUAGAAGGAUCGAAAUGGCUGUGUCCAUGGCUUUUGCCAAUCUUGCAUUUCAGUUUAAUAAUGUCAAAGUUGGUGAAAAUCCCUUGUGUUUUGGCUUGGCUCCUACACAACUUCCUUAUUUAUGCAAGGAAAGAAGAAGAUUGCCAUCUUCCAGGACAAUAAUCAUUCCAGGAGCUUCAUCGGCUCCAACCAUUGAGGAUGGAAGUCAAAAUGACACUGAUGCAAUUCCAACUCCCAAAGUUAUAAUUGACCAAGACGCCGAUCCAGAUGCAACCGUGGUGGAGGUAACCUUCGGAGAUCGCCUUGGUGCUCUUCUGGAUACGAUGAACGCGCUUAAAAACCUAGGGCUGAAUGUUGUUAAGGCUAAUGUCUUUUUGGAUUCUUCUGGGAAGCACAACACAUUUUCCAUCACUAAAGCUAGUACUGGUCGAAAAGUUGAUGACCCAGAACUGCUUGAGGCCAUUCGUUUGACAAUCAUAAACAAUUUGCUUCAGUAUCACCCGGAAUCAAGUUCUCAGUUAGCAAUGGGGAUUGCCUUUGGAGUAGAGCCACCGAAACAGGUUGAUGUGGAUAUAGCAACGCGUGUAAAAGUCAAAGAAGAUAGUCCUGACCGAAGCUUGCUUUUUGUGGAGGCAGCUGAUCGCCCAGGAUUGUUGGUGGAUCUUGUAAAGGCUAUCACUGACAUUAAUAUUGCUGUUGAAUCAGGAGAAUUUGACACUGAGGGGUUGUUGGCCAAGGCAAAAUUUCAUGUCAGCUACAAGGGUAAAGCCAUCAGCAAGCCUCUUCAACUGGUUCUUGCUAACAGUUUGCGAUAUUUCUUGAGGCGACCAUCGACCGAGGAGGCAAGUUUUUGAGCCAUGCUAGAAAAUGACCAGAUUCAUGAUCAUAUACUCGACGAAGAUUAUAAUUUAAUCUCCACAGGGGAAAUGUAGAAAACAGUUGUCACAUUAAUCUGCAUAUAGCUAUCACACUGGUCGCACUUAAACUAUGGACAUUGAAUCAGUAGUCUUACCACAGUGUCACUGUCUCUUUAAGGAAAAAAAUAUAUGUAUGGGAUGUAUGGGAAUUUUGUUGCGAA
Molecule: messenger RNA, 1384 nt
Organism: Populus trichocarpa (black cottonwood)
Lineage: Eukaryota; Viridiplantae; Streptophyta; Magnoliopsida; Malpighiales; Salicaceae
Product: ACT domain-containing protein ACR11
Exons: 10
Coding region: 321-1160 (279 amino acids)
Cellular component (GO): chloroplast stroma; chloroplast thylakoid membrane
Source: RefSeq, a predicted model, not a curated record